Penicillium maclennaniae is the source of this 1770-nucleotide messenger RNA. RefSeq lists its product as uncharacterized. NCBI's taxonomy places the organism in Eukaryota, Fungi, Ascomycota, Eurotiomycetes, Eurotiales, Aspergillaceae. The transcript has 5 exons. Bases 1 to 1770 code for a protein of 589 amino acids. The record is from RefSeq and is a predicted model, not a curated record. Gene Ontology annotation, cellular component: nucleus.
AUGCCCCGCAAAGAAGCAAAGAAGCAAACGCGACUUGCAUUUGCCCCAACGGUUGCAUCUCCGUCUCGCGAUGGAGGCGACGACAGUAGCGAUCGCUUCGCAAGGCUGUCGUACGGGCACCCGAGUGUGGCCUCAGUACGAACGGAUGUUUCUCAGAAAAGCAAGGCUUCGGGGUCCAAGAAGAAGAGCUCGUCCAGAUCCAAGAAGGAAACUCCCGAUCUAGGCCGAGAAUCACCAGUCGCUAAGACGUAUUCUUUGUUCAAAGUCCAAGCUGCAACACAAAAUGAAGAGGAAUCAUCAGAUGACGACAUCAUCAUUCCCAGCUCCCAGAGAAAACGACGAGCAGUUCCCGAUCUUAGCAAGAUGCCCAUGAGUCCUUCGGCGUCCAACUCAAAGAAGAAAACUCGACAUAUCUCACGGCCUGCGAACGAAGAGGCCAUGGAGGAAACUUCUCAGCCGCGCCGGAGACUUAAGCGCAAAGCAGAGAGCUCGCCUGUGGUUGUGCUGAGCGACAGUGAUGAUUCGGAAGACCCUGUGGUAUCCUCACCUGUCAAGAGGAGACGCCUUCCAGACCCAGACACACCUCAGACACCCCGGUCAAGUGAGGACCAAGACGAUUUGGACAUUCAAGAAGAUCUAAGAGAUCUACAGGACUCAGUUGUCAAGAAAACCCGCACACGCGGCCGCGUUGCUGAAUCUGCGAGAGACAAGCGGUUCAGACAUCUAGAAGCUCUCCGUCGUCGGCGUCUUGGACUUCCAGAGGAAAGUGAACACGAGACAGCAUCAGGAAACGAUGACGAUGAAAGUGAACAUGACAAUGAAAACGGCCAUGAAGACGAAGCCGAUGCGAGCCCAACACAUCGAAUUGAAUAUCGAAACCAGCUUGAUAGUGACGUGGAGUCCGCCAUCGACCCUAACGAGGACCUGGACAAGUACGAGGACGACUUCGUGCUAGAGGAUGACACCACAGAGCUGGGUGUUCCGACCGAAGAAAUGCCCUUCGAAUUCACUCGCCACGCCUACAAACAGCCAAAAGAAUACUUCCGUGAUGUGGUUGGGUGGAUGGUGCACAACCGACUCGACCCAGCAUUUCCACGCGACGACGACAUGUACAAAGUGGCCUUUAUGAAACUAGAGGACGAAGUCAAGGCACGCGCUGGAUCGCAACUGAUCUCUUCAGUAUGGAAUUCUGAAUUCGUCCGGGCACUUCGGGCCAGACCACACAUGGAGCUGUCUGCAUUUCCCACUGAUCUCGGUCACUCCUGUGAUGCAUGCAAGCGAUCGGGCCACCCCGCAUCUUCUGAUAUCAGAUUAUACGGCAAAGCAUAUUCUCUCUCCACGCUUGAGCCUCUUAACGAUGAAAGCUCUGAGGACUCGGACAAUUCUGACUCUAGUGAAGCAUCUGGCGUUGAGCGAGACCGGGAUGGUCAUGAGCUGCCGGGUGAAGAGAAACGAUUCUAUCUAGGAAGACACUGUAAGGACAAGGCCCAGUUAGCUCAUACUCUGAUGCACUGGCGGUAUCAACUCAACGAGUGGGUUGUUGAUUAUCUCGAUCGCAUGGGUCAAAUGGAGGACUCUGAGAUCCUUCGACGAAGUACCUUGAGCCAGAAGCGCAAGACGCGAAACGCUAUCGAUAUCAUCAAGCAAAUGGUUGAGGCCGGGGAGAUUGAGAAGCUUUGGCGGGAUUUCCAUAUCGCUCUGAAAGCUGCUCGAGAGAAAACGGUAUGUCAUGCAACGAAAAUGAAAUUAUGGCAAUGGAAUCCGAACUAA